AACAACAUGGCUCCUUUCUAUCUCGGAGGUUGAUGCUGGCGGGCUACAAAAAUGUCGUUUUCGUUUAACUUUGAGGUGCCAGGCGCCGAAAACGACACAGUUCAAACGCCAACUGAUGUCGAGACACAACGUAAGGAACUUGUCACGUGCAUCGCUAAGUUUGAAGAGGUGAAACCAAGCCCGGAGCAUGAACAUGUUCACGACGAGCUUGAGAACAGCGUGCUCGACUUAGUUAGCCUGAAGGUUCAAUUUCUAGUUGGGGGCCAAGUUGAACAACGUCUACAAGGCAGAUUGGGUGAUGCAGUACGAGAAAACCUGGACAUCAUACCCAGUGUUUACGAAGGUGGAAUGAAAGUGUGGGAAGGCUCUGUCGACCUAGCCGAAUAUGUCGAAGGAAAUGUGACAGUUUGCUCGGAUACGACGGUUCUUGAGCUUGGCUGUGGUGCAGGAUUGCCCGGUCUUGUCGCCGCAUUACGAGGGGCAAGAGUAGACUUUCAGGACUAUAAUAGAGAAGUUCUGGAGCUGGUCACCGUGCCAAACGCGUUCGCAAACCUGGGCAAGGAUACGUAUCGACAGUGCCGUUUCUUUGCUGGGGACUGGUCAGAUUUGCUCUGCCAUUUGAAAGGCAAAAGGUACGACCUGAUACUCACCAGUGAGACCAUCUACAAUCCAGCAAACUAUGGACAGUUGCUCGCGAUAUUUGCAGGCUGCCUAAAGAGCACCGGCAGUGUCCUCUUAGCAGCGAAAACUUGCUACUUUGGAGUGGGCGGCGGUACAAGAGAGUUCGAAGACCACGUGGUGAAGGAGGGAACCUUUCAGUCAAAAGUUGUUUUUGUCACGGACGUAGGUGUACAGCGUGAAAUCUUAGAGUUACGACAUAAAACAUGAUCUUGGUAUGCCGA
Messenger RNA from Ornithodoros turicata, 902 nucleotides. Its product is annotated as histidine protein methyltransferase 1 homolog. Gene Ontology annotation, molecular function: protein-L-histidine N-tele-methyltransferase activity. The coding region runs from base 52 to 888 and encodes 278 amino acids. The record is from RefSeq and is a predicted model, not a curated record. Gene Ontology annotation, biological process: peptidyl-histidine methylation, to form tele-methylhistidine. The transcript is spliced from 7 exons. Lineage: Eukaryota; Metazoa; Arthropoda; Arachnida; Ixodida; Argasidae.